CUUCUUUCUUUAUUGAAAAUCCAACACACCCUCCAUUCUCUUUUCUCUCUCUUCUCUUUCUAUUUUAUCCUCUCAACCUCCUUUUCGCCGGACUCCGCCGAUAUCCGUUCCGGCAACCGUCUCCUCUCGCCACCGGAAUAGUUCAUCACCGCACUCGUACUGCCAAGGUUUGUGAACAUCUGUGCUGAAAAGUUCCUGCUGGCAAGGGUUUUAUUUGUAUGAAUAAGUUGUAUAAAAGCUAUUUCCAGUGAUGGCAUCAAGGUCUUCUGCAGACCUUUUAGACUUGGCCUCUGGGAACCUACUGGAUAUUCCACAAACUCCAAGAGCUCUCCCUCGGUUUAUGACUGCCCCUGGGAUUAUAUCUGACUUGGAUGAUGGGGAUUCAGAUGUUACUUCAUCUGGCUGUUGUGAGCGUAAAAUUAUAGUGACUAAUAUGUUACCUUUACAGGCCAAAAGAGAUGCAGAGACUUCUAAAUGGCAAUUCAGCUUGGAUGAGGAUUCAAUUUAUUUACAGCUAAAGGAUGGUUUUUCUUCAGAAACUGAGGUUAUUUAUGUAGGAUCUCUCAAGGUUGAUGUAGAUGCUAGUGAACAGGAAGAAGUUGCCCAAAAGUUGUUGGAAGAUUUCAAUUGUGUUCCUACAUUUCUACCCCAUGAUCUGCAGAAGAAGUUUUAUUAUGGUUUCUGUAAACAGCAGUUGUGGCCACUUUUCCACUACAUGUUGCCUGUGUGUCCAGACCAUGGGGAUCGGUUUGACCGCCUUCUCUGGCAGGCUUAUGUCUCUGCAAAUAAGAUAUAUGCAGACAAGGUGAUGGAAGUAAUUAAUCCUGAUGAUGAUUAUGUUUGGAUACAUGAUUAUCACUUGAUGGUCCUACCAACUUUUUUACGGAAGCGCUACAACCGAGUCAAGCUGGGUUUCUUUCAUCACAGUCCAUUUCCAACAUCAGAAAUAUUCCGAACCUUGCCUGUUCGGGAUGAAAUUCUGAGGGGCCUGCUCAAUUGUGAUCUUAUUGGUUUUCAUACAUUUGACUAUGCUCGGCAUUUCCUGUCUUGUUGCAGUAGAAUGCUGGGCCUUGACUAUGAAUCGAAACGGGGACACAUUGGUCUUGAUUAUUUUGGCCGCAUGGUAUACGUUAAAAUUCUUCAUGUAGGAAUUCAUAUGCGUCAGCUUGAAUCGGUGUUGAAUCUUCCCUCUACAGCAGCCAGGGUCAAAGAGAUUCAAGAACAGUUUGAGGGGAAAACUGUGAUUGUUGGUGUAGAUGAUAUGGACAUCUUUAAGGGUAUCAGUCUGAAAUUACUGGCUGUGGAACACCUCUUACAGGAGCAUCCAGACUUGCGUGGCAAGGUAGUCUUGGUUCAGAUUGUGAAACCAGCUAGGGGCUUGGGAAAGGAUGUCCAGGAAGCAAAAAGAGAAACCUAUUUGACUGCCCAAAAGAUCAAUGAGACUUAUGGUUCUCCUGAUUAUAAGCCAGUGAUUCUGAUUGAUCGUCCUGUUCCUCUUUAUGAGAAGUCUGCUUAUUAUGCUGUGGCUGAGUGUUGCAUAGUAAAUGCUGUGAGGGAUGGGAUGAACUUAAUCCCUUAUGAGUAUAUAGUUUGCAGGCAGGGGACUCUUGGUGUGGAUGAAGCUGUGGGUGUAAAGGCAGAUUCACGUCGGUCAAGUAUGAUUGUGGUGUCUGAGUUCAUUGGCUGUUCCCCAUCCCUAAGUGGAGCUAUUAGGGUUAAUCCAUGGGAUAUUGAUGCUGUGGCUGAGGCUUUAAAUCUGGCUAUUACUGUGCCUGACUCUGAGAAGCAAUUGCGGCAUGAGAAACACUAUAGAUAUAUCAGUACUCAUGAUGUGGCUUAUUGGGCUUGCAGCUUUGCACAGGAUUUGGAGAGAGCAUGCCAAGAUCAUUACAACAAACGCUGCUGGGGGAUUGGUUUGGGCCUUGGGUUCAGAGUUCUGUCUCUAUCUCCUAGUUUUAGGAGGUUAGCUACUGACCAUAUUGUUUCAGCAUAUAAAAAAACGAAUAGGAGAGCAAUAUUUCUGGAUUAUGAUGGUACUGUUGUUCCUGCAUCUUCCAUUAUUAAAACUCCAAGCCCAGAAGUCAUAUCUAUCUUGAAGAUUCUUUGCAGUGAUCCUAAGAACACUGUGUUUAUUGUCAGUGGGAGAGGGAGAAGCUCACUUAGUGAGUGGCUUGCUCCAUGUGAGAUGCUGGGAAUAGCAGCUGAGCAUGGGUACUUCAUAAGAUGGAGUAAGGCCUCUGAAUGGGAAACUAGUGCCAUGGCUACUGACCUUGAAUGGAAAAAAGUUGUGGAACCUGUAAUGAGACAUUAUACAGAGGCAACAGAUGGUUCCAACAUAGAGAUUAAAGAGAGUGCUUUAGUAUGGCACCAUCAAGAUGCAGACCCAGACUUUGGAUCAUGCCAAGCCAAGGAAUUGUUGGAUCAUCUAGAGGAUGUACUUGCCAAUGAACCUGUUGUUGUUAAGAGGGGCCAGCAAAUUGUUGAAGUUAAGCCACAGGGAGUAAGCAAAGGAUUGGUCGCUCAGAAGGUUCUGUCGGCAAUGGUGGAAGGUGGGAAACCACCUGAUUUUGUGAUGUGUGUUGGUGAUGACAGAUCUGAUGAAGACAUGUUUGAGAGCAUAUUAAGCACAGUUACCAGUCCAUUAUUGCCUGCAGCUCCAGAAAUAUUUGCUUGCACUGUGGGCCAAAAGCCAAGCAAAGCUAAGUAUUAUCUUGACGAUCCUGCUGAUGUAUUAAAAUUGCUUCAAGGUCUUGCUGCUGCUUCAAGUGUAAAGCCUAGGCAUCUGCCUGAGGUCCAGGUUUCUUUUGAGAGUGCUGUUUGAGUUGAACAUGUUGUCUGGCACAGAUUUACCUCUUCAUUUCGUUGGUACUCUUGACAAUCUUUGAUCGAUUUAGAGGAAACUUUAGGUUGUUGGUGGGUCCUUGGUGGAUGCAGUGAGAAUGUUUCUAUCUCAAAUCCUCGAGGCGAUUUGCAGAUUUUCAUAAAUCGGAAGACCCAACUGUGUUUUUGUACAUCUUCACGUCACUGAUGUACUUGGGUGCGGAUGGGAUAGGGAAUUCACAUGUCUAUAAUAGGCUUCUUAUCAUCUGGUGGCACCAUUAACUUGUAUAGAGAUACACUGCCUUUUUCCAAUACAGUUUUCAAAUUUGAUUCAAGCAUAUAUCAUUAUUUGAUUGUCACCCAAAUUCUGCAUCUCAACUUGAACGUGUUAAAAACAUUUUAAAGAGUUCAGUUUAUCCAAAUGCAAGAGUUUCUUUAGUACCUACUACUCGUUUCUUCUAUAUCUCGACAAUGAAGUUGCCUCAGGAGG
Rubroshorea leprosula is the source of this 3310-nucleotide messenger RNA. The record is from the annotation of a GenBank genome assembly. NCBI's taxonomy places the organism in Eukaryota, Viridiplantae, Streptophyta, Magnoliopsida, Malvales, Dipterocarpaceae.